GCCAUGCCCGGGCCGGAGUGAGUCGCGCGGGCGAAAAUGGCGUACAUCCAGAUGGACCUGCCGGCACUGCUGUCAGAAGUGUUACGAGUCCAGCUGUUGCCAGUCGAGUGAGGAUGAAGUUGAAAUUCUGGGACCUUUUCCUGCCCAGACUCCUCCCUGGCUGAUGGCCAGCAGGAGCAGUGACAAGGACGGGGACUCUGUCCACACAGCCAAUGAUGUCCCGCUGACCCCACGUACCAACUCCCCAGAUCAAAGAUGCUCAUCCUCAGACACGUCGAAGUCUACGUACAGCCUGACCCGGAGGAUUUCAAGUCUGGAGUCCAGACGACCCAGCUCCCCGCUCAUCGAUAUUAAACCCAUCGAGUUUGGCGUCUUCAGCGCCAAGAAGGAGCCCAUCCAGCCCUCGGUGCUCAGACGGACCUAUACCCCCGACGACUAUUUCAGGAAGUUCGAGCCGCGGCUGUACUCCCUCGACUCCAACAGCGACGACGUGGACUUCCUGACGGACGAGGAGAUCUUGUCCAAGUACCAGCUGGGCAUGCUGCACUUCAGCACCCAGUACGACCUGCUGCACAACCACCUGACGGUGCGGGUGAUCGAGGCGCGGGACCUGCCGCCCCCCAUCGCCCAGGACGGCUCGCGCCAGGACAUGGCACACUCCAACCCCUAUGUCAAGAUCUGCCUCCUGCCGGACCAGAAGAACUCCAAGCAGACCGGGGUCAAACGCAAGACCCAGAAGCCCGUGUUUGAGGAGCGCUACACCUUCGAGAUCCCCUUCCUAGAAGCGCAGAGGAGGACCCUGCUCCUCACUGUGCUGGAUUUCGAUAAGUUCUCCCGCCACUGCGUCAUUGGGAAGGUGUCCGUGCCGCUGUGCGAGGUGGACCUGGUGAAAGGCGGGCACUGGUGGAAGGCGCUGAUCCCCAGUUCCCAGAAUGAAGUGGAGCUGGGGGAGCUACUUCUGUCACUGAAUUAUCUCCCAAGUGCUGGGAGACUAAAUGUUGAUGUCAUUCGAGCCAAGCAACUUCUUCAGACCGAUGUGAGCCAAGGUUCAGACCCGUUUGUGAAAAUCCAGCUGGUACAUGGACUCAAGCUUGUGAAAACAAAGAAGACAUCCUUCUUACGAGGCACAAUUGAUCCUUUCUAUAAUGAAUCCUUCAGCUUCAAAGUUCCCCAAGAAGAACUGGAAAACGCCAGCCUAGUGUUUACAGUGUUCGGGCACAACAUGAAGAGCAGCAACGACUUCAUCGGGAGGAUUGUCAUCGGCCAGUACUCUUCGGGCCCCUCGGAGUCCAACCACUGGCGGCGGAUGCUCAACACCCACCGCACGGCCGUGGAGCAGUGGCACAGCCUGCGGUCCCGGGCCGAGUGUGACCGCGUGUCUCCUGCCUCGCUGGAGGUGACCUGAGGCUGCAGGGAAGGUACCGGUCAGAUGUAAAAAGAAAAAAAAAAAGAAAAAGAAAAUUUAAGACAAAAAAAUGUGUCAUCGUGUCAUCUACCUAUUACA
Molecule: messenger RNA, 1504 nt
Organism: Eptesicus fuscus (big brown bat)
Lineage: Eukaryota; Metazoa; Chordata; Mammalia; Chiroptera; Vespertilionidae
Gene: SYT17
Product: synaptotagmin 17
Exons: 7
Coding region: 164-1405 (413 amino acids)
Biological process (GO): regulation of calcium ion-dependent exocytosis; regulation of dopamine secretion; calcium-ion regulated exocytosis
Cellular component (GO): membrane
Molecular function (GO): phosphatidylserine binding; syntaxin binding; clathrin binding
Source: RefSeq, a predicted model, not a curated record